AUGUUGCACUUCAACACCGUUCCCGAAGACUACGUGAGGAAGACCAACCAGUAUGCUCAAGUGGCACUGGCAUGCGGGCGCGCGGCCCACCAGACAGCCGUCCGAGGCGCCACCUCCCCCAACCCUCAGCUCGCUGCUUUGACUCCCAAGGUCCGUGCAUUUGUGGAGCGCUCAGCAGCUCUCUGCCAGCCCGAACACGUCCACGUGUGUGAUGGCUCGGAAGCCGAAGCUGCUGCUCUCCUGCACAUCAUGCAGCAACAAGGCACCUUGAAACGGCUGUCUAAGUACGACAACUGCUGGUUGGCCCGCACCGACCCUGCAGACGUUGCCCGUGUAGAGUCCCGCACCUUCAUCUGUUCCGAGAAGGAGAGGGAUGUGGUACCCAUCGCUCGUGCUGGACAGAAGUCCGCUCUUGGCAACUACAUCGCCCCUGACGAUUAUGAGAAGGCCAUCACUGAGAGAUUCCCUGGAUGCAUGCGAGGCCGCACGAUGUACGUGAUCCCAUUCUCUAUGGGUCCCGUAGGAUCUCCUCUCUCCAAGAUCGGAGUGGAGAUCACAGACUCGCCAUACGUCGUCUACUCUAUGCGCGUCAUGACUCGAAUGGGAGCCAAAGUAUUGGAGGCUCUCCGUCAAGAUGAGCAGUUCGUCCGUUGUCUCCAUGCAGUGGGCACUGGUGGUGGUGUGGCUGGAUGGCCGUGCGACCCUCCUCGCACCAUCAUCCUACACAAGCCCGCUGACAACGAGAUUGUUAGCUAUGGUAGUGGAUAUGGUGGCAACAGUUUGUUGGGUAAAAAGUGCUUUGCUCUCCGUCUGGGCUCCGUUAUCGCACGCCGUGAAGGCUGGCUCGCUGAACACAUGCUGAUUGUAGGCGUAACUGACCCCAAAGGUCGUAAGCGCUACAUCGCAGCGGCUUUCCCAUCGGCCUGCGGUAAAACCAACCUUGCCAUGAUGACUCCAACCCUGCCAGGGUACAAAGUGGAAUGCGUUGGAGAUGACAUCGCCUGGAUGAAGUUCGAUAAGAAUGGCGUGCUGAGAGCUAUCAACCCGGAGAACGGAUUCUUUGGAGUUGCUCCAGGAACGUCUGAAGCGACCAACCCGAUAGCCAUGUCGACAGUAUUCCAAAACACUGUAUUCACGAACGUAGGAGAGACCAGUGACGGUGGUGUUUGGUGGGAGGGCAUGGGCGCUGCGCCUGAAAAGCUAACCGACUGGAAGGGACAACCCUGGGACCCUAGCAAGAAGACCCCAGCUGCACACCCUAACUCUAGAUUCUGCACCCCAGCUGAACAAUGCCCAAUUAUUGAUGAUCAAUGGGAGAGUGCUGAAGGAGUACCGAUAUCCGCCAUCUUGCUUGGAGGACGUCGUCCUGCUGGCGUGCCAUUAGUGGUCGAGUCUAGGAACUGGCAACAUGGUGUGUUUAUGGGAGCUACCAUGAGGUCUGAAGCUACUGCUGCAGCUGAACAUGCGGGCAAAGUAGUAAUGCACGAUCCGUUCGCCAUGCGUCCGUUCUUUGGCUACAACUUCGGCGAGUACCUGAAGCACUGGCUGUCUAUGCCCCAGGCUGGUCGCCAGAUGCCCAAGAUCUUCCACGUCAACUGGUUCCGCAAGAGUGAUGAGGGCAAAUUCCUCUGGCCUGGAUUCGGAGAGAACUCCCGCGUCCUUGACUGGAUCCUCCGCCGCUGUGACAACGAGACAUGCUACACUGAGUCUCCACUUGGAAACAUCCCCGCUGAGGGCGAUCUCAACACACAGAACCUUGGUGCCAUCGACAUGAAGAGCCUGUUCAGUAUACCCAAGGACUUCUGGCUCCAAGAAGCGGACGCCAUCGAAAAGUAUUUCAAGGAAGAAGUAGGACAAGAUUUGCCACAAGAAAUGUGGGACGAACUAAACAAAUUGAGGAACAACGUGCAGCAAUCUUAA
Spodoptera littoralis (African cotton leafworm) is the source of this 1920-nucleotide messenger RNA. NCBI's taxonomy places the organism in Eukaryota, Metazoa, Arthropoda, Insecta, Lepidoptera, Noctuidae. The record is from the annotation of a GenBank genome assembly.